AUGUAUACAUCAUUGAAUAAUCCACCGGUAAGUAUUUGUCCUUUAGGUACAGGCAACGAUCUCUCACGUGUAUUGGGUUGGGGUCGGUAUUACAACAAGAAACGACUCGUAACUAUGCUGCAGCAAAUUCCCAAUGCGCAACCAAUUGUGCUCGAUCGCUGGCAAAUCACUUUUGAACAAUUAGCAAUAACAAAUCCUAUCGAAGAAUCUCAAAAUCUACGUCGAUGUUUAUCAUAUUUUCUGGAUCAUCCAAAGUUUGUGCGUGAAACUGAUCGGUCAUCUUAUCAAAAUUAUCGAGCUUCUCUCAAUGUUCGCUUUACUAAUUACAUAAGUUUUGGACUAGAUGCAGCUGUUGUACUUGAUUUUCAUGACAGACGAAUCCGUCAUUCGUCGAAAUUUACGUCACCAUUCAAAAAUAAGCUUAUUUAUCCGAACACUAGUCGAAAAUAUGUUCGAGAGUUUGCCUUGUGGAGAGCAUGGAAUUUAACGCCAUACAUGCGACUGUUUUGUGAUGGUGAAAACGUGACCAAUUCAAUACGCCAUUGUUAUACUGUUGUUCUAUUGAAUAUUCCAAGAUAUGGAUCAGGAACUCAUCCUUGGAGUAGAAUAUCAUCAACCACUAUUCGAAAUCAAACUGAUAGAUUUGAUCAGAUCAGGUCGAGUACAUUUCAAAGCCCUGAUUCAUCUGAUUACAUUCCAAAAGAUAGCAGAUUUACAACGUCAUAUACAUUCAAUACCAUCAUAUCAACUACAUCAUCUACCAAUACUGAACAAAUUGGAAAACAGGAUAUUAGUGAACGAAAAAUUGAAGUACUCGGAUUAGACUCGAUGCAGAUGGCCUUAAUUCAUAUUGGCUUUCGAGGUCAUCGCAUUGCUCAAUGCAGUGAAGUUCGUAUCGAACUAAUUCGUUCGAUGCCGGUACAUAUGGACGGUGAACCAUUCUAUCUUCCUCAAUCUAUCGUAGUCAAUAUCGCUCAUGCAGGUCAAGUACUAAUGUUGAGAAAAGAGACUAGCUAA
Molecule: messenger RNA, 1017 nt
Organism: Rotaria sordida
Lineage: Eukaryota; Metazoa; Rotifera; Eurotatoria; Philodinida; Philodinidae
Source: the annotation of a GenBank genome assembly